UGUGAGAGUUGGCUGACAUGUGUUCACACGUUUUGCAUUGAAUUGAUUCACUAUUGAAGACAAUUUGUGUCACAUUUUAGCGCUUAUUAUCACUUCAUGUCAACUGUUGUCACCAUUUGAAUGCAAUACCUCUUGAGACACCAUUUGAAUCGAUUUGAACUCAUUUACACCUAUAUAUAGACCAAUAAGAGCUAAUCGGUGAAGACAAUGGUACUCACGUGUCGGUUCUACUCGCAGAAGUUCCCAGAAGUGGAUGACGUGGUGAUGGUUAACGUGCGCUCCAUCGCCGAAAUGGGCGCUUAUGUCCACCUCUUGGAGUACAAUAACAUCGAAGGGAUGAUACUGUUGUCGGAGUUGUCUCGGCGUCGGAUCCGAUCCAUCAAUAAACUGAUUCGUGUGGGACGUAACGAAUGUGUUGUUGUGAUCCGAGUGGACAAAGACAAGGGUUAUAUAGAUUUGUCGAAACGAAGGGUUUCUCCCGAAGACAUCGUCCGCUGCGAAGAGAAGUUCGCCAAAGCGAAGGCUGUGAACAGUAUUUUGCGACAUGUGGCCGAGAUUCUGGGCUAUCAGUCCAACAAAGAGUUGGAAGAGUUGUACCGCAAGACUGCGUGGCUUUUCGAGGAGAAGAUGAAGAAACAGUCGUCCUCUUAUGAUAUGUUCAAACACUCCGUCAAUGAUGUCUCCGUUUUGGAUGAGUUAGAGCUCGACGAGAAGACUAAAGAGGUUUUGGUGACACAUAUAAAGCGCCGACUUAUGCCUCAAGCGGUCAAAGUGAGGGCAGACAUAGAGGUGGGCUGUUGUGCCUAUGAGGGCAUCGAUGCCGUGAAAAACGCUUUGAGGGCCGGUAUUGCCUGUUCUGUGGAGGAUAUGCCCAUCAAAAUCAAUUUAAUCGCACCGCCAUUAUAUGUGGUGACCACCACUACCAUGGAUAGAGAAAAGGGCUUAGAAUUGCUGAACGAAGCGCUUCAGAAGAUUGAGGUUUCCAUCAAGAAUUCCGGAGGAAUAUUCAUCGUUCAAGUGGCGGUAUAUACACUGCACUCGCAGUUGUGGCUCACUAUAAAGGCCAAAUCCUGUGCCCACCCGUCCAUUCCCCUCUAUUCUCAGGUCACUUUGUCUGAUGAGCGCAAUCUGAGCUACGGGUCGACCGCCACCUAUAAGUGCGACGACGGCUAUGAGCUGUUCGGCACUUCAGUCAGAAUAUGUUCGGACGGAAAAUGGACGGGAGAUCUGCCAUAUUGUGCUGUGAACGUGGCGUACGGCAAACCAACCAACCAGUCGAGUACUGUUCGCGGCGGUGACUCUCGCAAUGCCAACGAUGGGGACAUCACUGCUAUCCACGAGAAUAAGUUCUGUACGGAAACGAAGACAGAGUCGAGUCCGUGGUGGCAGGUGGACCUCCUACAGCCCUAUGAGAUCAAAGUGGUUAGGAUUGUGACGCGCGGCUGCUGUGGUCAUCAGCCACUACACGAUCUCGAGAUCAGAGUUGGCAACAGUUCCACAGUUCAGGGCAACCGGUUGUGCGCCUGGUUUCCCGGAACGUUAGACGAUGGCAUGCAUAAAGACCUUCCCUGUGCUGUUCCUAUAACGGGCCGAUAUGUAUACAUUCAAAUGGUUGGCAUUGAAGGCUCCCUAUCCCUGUGCGAAGUGUUUGUUUUUACGACAAAAGAGUUUUCAUCGGAUCGGUGCGGGAAUGCUAUGGAAUACCAACAGUUGACUCCUUUCAAUAAAACGUGUUAUGAGUUUCAGACACAAAGAGGCGGAUCAUUCAGUGAUGCCGAGUCUUAUUGCAAAGCCAGGGGUGGUUUAGUAGUGAACUCCGUGGUCGAUGUCAGCCAUAACUUCCUAUUCUAUGAAUUGGAGAGAAUUAAGCCUAAACUCAAGUCAAAGCUCGUAUGGCUGGGCGCCCGUCGGGAAGUCCAUCAACACAACGGACCGAGUUUUCAUCGGUCAAGAGCUUCGGUAUGGCAUUGGGUUAACGGACAGCCCGUCACUACCUUCCUGUGGGCUGAAGACCAGCCAAACAAUUAUAACGGACAGCAGAACUGUAUAGUUCUGGACGGCGGCCGCAAAUGGAUGUGGAAUGACGUGACCUGUGAUUUGGAUUAUCUUUCGUGGAUUUGUCAGUACAGACCAUCCAAUUGUGGCAGUCCUGACAAAAACGAAAACACCACUAUUAUUGAGAAAGAUUACCGGGUGGGACAGACAGUCUCAUACCAGUGCCCAAUUGGUAGUCGAUUAGACGGUGCCGCUCAGCGUCUCUGUCAAAGCAAUGGCUUUUGGCAGCACUCGGCGCCCACCUGUCAGUACAUCAAUUGCGGUCCAUUACCACACAUACCUCACGGGAGGGUUGAGUUUGUAAAUAACUCGCUGACAACCUUUAAUGCCAGCGCUCGCUAUAGUUGUGAUGAAAACUAUACUCUUGUUGGCAAUACUACUCGAGUAUGUCAGGGGAAUAGCACCUGGAGUGGUACUGAACCUAAAUGCCUAUACAGCUGGUGUCCGGUCUUGACUUUUAUACAUAACGGUGCUAUCAAUAUAACAAACCGCACUGAGAAUGGUUUGGCGACCUAUACCUGUCAUAAGGGACACAUACUUGUGGGUAACUCUACCCGCAAGUGUCAAUUGGGUGGCAAAUGGACAGACGAGGAGCCGGUUUGCAAAUUCGUUGACUGUGGAGUGCCUCUUGAGGUGAGAAACUCGCGAUUCCGGUUACUUAACGGCACCACAUAUUACAACAGUGCUGUGAAGUAUGAAUGCGACCAAAACUACACCAUUGAUGGCGCAGAGUUGCGUAACUGUACGGAACUGGCGAACUGGAGUGGCGUUGAGCCCAUCUGUAAACUGAUUGACUGCGGAAAACCAGUUGUCCCCCCAGGGGUUAGGCUCAUGAGUGACUCAUUUACAGUCCAUUCAGAGAUCACCUACGAGUGCGAAUCGGGUCACAAACUGGUUGACGGCGAGAAGAAGCAUAAGUGCCAACCCGAUGGAAAGUGGAGCGGCACCGUUCCUGUUUGCACUGCCGUUGAGUGCGGAAGAGUACAGACUAUAUUGAAAGGAGAAGUGGUUUACACCAAUUCAACUACUUAUUUGAACAGUCAAUUAGUCUACUCGUGCAGCAGUGGCUACAAACUCAUUGGAACUAAAACACGCGUUUGUAGUGAGGACUCACGAUGGUCUGGAUCUACACCUAAAUGUGAAGAAAUCCGAUGCGUUUCUCCAGAAAUUCCCAAAAAUUCAUCAGUUGUUUACAGUGGAAAUGAUAGAUCAACCAGUGAUUCAUUCAAAGUCGGUUCUACUGUACAAUACCGGUGCUCUUUGGGACAUAUAGUUCAGGGACAGUCACUUAGAACAUGUGAAUCGAAUGGCUUUUGGUCUGGAGGGCCACCCAUUUGUGUUUACAUUGAUUGCGGCCUUCCGUUUCCCAUAUCUCAUGGCAAAUGGUUACUCAGCAGUAAUACCACUUAUUAUGGAAGUACUGUUGAGUACGUUUGCGAUCAGAACUUUAAAUUAAAUGGUCCGGGAAGGAGGAUAUGCUUAGAGAAUGGCACCUGGAGCAGUUUGCCUCCCAUUUGCGAUGUCGUGACGUGUAAUAAACCUGAAACCAAAGACGACAAGUCCAUUGUCGAGGCCAACAGUUUUUCAGUCGGCGCUAAAGCAUAUUAUUCGUGUUCUUAUGGCUUGGAAUUAGUGGGCGAAGAGAUGCGGACGUGUCAGCCGUCUGGCCUGAAACCAAAGACGACAAUGGGCGAAGAGAUGCGGACGUGUCAGCCGUCUGGCCAAUGGACUGGAGAUAUACCUUAUUGUAGACUUGUGGACUGCGGUCGUCCUCCAGUCAUACCUAAUGGAAGGGGAUAUUUAGUGAACGGAACGACACUAUUUGGAAGUAUUGUUGAAUACCAUUGCCUUCCAGAGUUUAAACUUUUAGGCGAUUCUCAACAACGCAAAUGUUUGGCCACUGGGGACUGGAGUGGGACAAUCCCGAGAUGUCUUGAGUUGGCCAUCGCUAAUGAGAUUGAGAACAAUAUUGACGGCCAAUCAGAUGAGCACUCAUUUGAUGCCAUUGAAUCUUCUAAAGCAAUCGGCAUAGGAAUAGCCGUCGGGGCCGGCGCUCUGCUUAUCCUUACUAUUAUAGUCGCCGUCAUUUGCCUCAAGGCGUAA
Oppiella nova is the source of this 4158-nucleotide messenger RNA. Lineage: Eukaryota; Metazoa; Arthropoda; Arachnida; Sarcoptiformes; Oppiidae. The record is from the annotation of a GenBank genome assembly.